Fundulus heteroclitus (mummichog) is the source of this 6199-nucleotide messenger RNA. It is a transcript of the gene hcn1, whose product is annotated as potassium/sodium hyperpolarization-activated cyclic nucleotide-gated channel 1. The record is from RefSeq and is a predicted model, not a curated record. The coding region runs from base 250 to 3036 and encodes 928 amino acids. Gene Ontology annotation, cellular component: membrane. Gene Ontology annotation, biological process: transmembrane transport; potassium ion transport. The transcript is spliced from 8 exons. NCBI's taxonomy places the organism in Eukaryota, Metazoa, Chordata, Actinopteri, Cyprinodontiformes, Fundulidae. Gene Ontology annotation, molecular function: voltage-gated potassium channel activity.
AGGGAUGAGGCACAGGCGCUGCACGGCAGGAGCCGGGCCCGUCGGUAGAUGGCGGUAACCCAAGAAACCUGAUCCACCGGGCUCCCGUGCACUCCGUCUCAGUUUGCAGCACUCGCAUUUGAAGACGAGAGAGGCCGAACAGUUUGAAGGACACCGAGAAGAACCAGCAGAGCCCACGGCGGGUCCUCUCUCGCGAGCAGGCGGCGGAGCGCUCUGUCCACAGAGAACAACGGGCAAACUCUGAGCACCAUGGAAGACAAAUCCAAUUCGUUCUCCAGCAACAAGGAGGAGAAGGCGGAUGGGAAUAAUGUUUUUCAGCGGCAAGACUCGAUACAGAAAAAUAACACGGGGAGCCAGAACACGAAGGACCAUGGCAACUCCGUGGGCUUCAAGGGGGAGAGGGAAGAGGCCAUGGUCGGCUUUGACGAUCUGGACGGGGCGUCCAGGCAGCAUGGUUUUAUGCAGAGGCAAUUCGGGGCGAUGAUGCAGCCCGGAGUCAAUAAGUUCUCCUUGCGUAUGUUCGGCAGUCAGAAAGCCGUGGAAAAAGAGCAAGAGAGGGUCCAGACGGCCGGAUACUGGAUCAUUCACCCAUAUAGCGAUUUUAGGUUCUACUGGGACUUGAUAAUGCUCAUCAUGAUGAUGGGGAAUCUAAUCAUCAUUCCUGUGGGAAUAACCUUCUUCUCAGAGCAGACCACCACCACCUGGCUGGUCUUCAACGUGGCUUCGGACACCAUCUUCUUGGUGGACCUGGUCAUGAACUUCAGAACAGGGAUCGUCAACGAGGAGAGCUCCGAGAUCAUCCUCGACCCCAAGGUCAUCAAGAUGAAUUACCUGAAGAGCUGGUUUGUGGUGGACUUCCUCUCCUCCAUCCCGGUGGAUUAUAUCUUUUUAAUAGUGGAGAAAGGCUUUGACUCGGAGGUAUAUAAAACUGCACGUGCCCUGCGAAUCGUUCGCUUCACCAAGAUCCUCAGCCUGCUGCGUCUGUUGAGAUUGUCCCGGCUCAUCAGAUACAUACAUCAGUGGGAGGAGAUUUUCCAUAUGACCUAUGAUCUGGCUAGUGCAGUGGUAAGAAUAUUUAAUUUGAUAGGGAUGAUGCUGCUGCUGUGUCACUGGGAUGGCUGUCUCCAGUAUCUGGUGCCUCUCCUGCAAGACUUUCCCCCUGACUGCUGGGUGUCCCUAAAUGGCAUGGUUAACGUGUCCUGGGGUAAGCAGUACUCCUAUGCCCUCUUCAAAGCCAUGAGCCACAUGCUGUGCAUCGGGUAUGGCGCCCGGGCGCCCGUCAGUAUGUCUGACCUGUGGAUCACCAUGCUGAGCAUGAUCGUGGGCGCCACGUGCUACGCUAUGUUUGUGGGCCAUGCUACUGCUCUGAUCCAGUCCCUGGAUUCCUCACGCAGGCAGUACCAAGAAAAGUAUAAGCAAGUGGAGCAAUACAUGUCCUUUCACAAGCUUCCAGCCGACAUGCGGCAGAAAAUCCAUGACUACUAUGAGCACCGCUAUCAAGGCAAGAUUUUUGAUGAGGACAACAUCCUGAGUGAACUCAACGACCCACUCAAGGAGGAAAUUGUCAACUUCAACUGCCGCAAGCUUGUGGCCACCAUGCCGCUGUUCGCCAAUGCCGACCCCAACUUUGUGACAGGGAUGCUGAGCAAGCUGAAGUUUGAGGUGUUCCAGCCUAACGACUACAUCAUCAGGGAAGGCACGGUCGGGAAGAAGAUGUACUUUAUUCAGCACGGCGUCGUUAGCGUCAUCACCAAGUUCAACAAGGAGAUGAAACUGACUGAUGGAUCCUACUUUGGGGAGAUCUGUCUGCUCACCAAGGGCAGACGGACGGCAAGCGUGCGCGCCGACACCUACUGUCGACUCUUCUCCCUCUCUGUUGACCAUUUCAACGAGGUGCUAGAAGAGUACCCCAUGAUGCGACGUGCUUUUGAAACUGUAGCCAUUGACCGGUUGGACCGCAUCGGGAAGAAGAACUCGUUGCUGCUUCAGAAGUUCCAGAAGGAUCUGAACGCCGGCGUGUUCAACACACAGGAGAACGAGAUAUUGAAGCAGAUUAUUCGUCAGGACAGGGAGAUGGUGAUGAUGGUGGACCGCAAGCAGUCAGUUACCGGGAUGAACUCGACUCCAAUGUCAGGAAACUCCAUCAUUAACUCGCCAGCCCAGCCGCCCUACUCCACUGCCUUUGGCACCGCUCAGCUACAGCAGUCCUCUGUACCUAUGACCUAUAGUGCUUCAGCUAUUGCCAACGCCUCUGUUGCUCGCAUGCUGCCGGUCGCUGCCGCCGCCGCCGCCGCGGCACAGGGCGGGUUCCCAGUUUCCAGUCUUUCCCAAGUUAACCUGAAUUCCGCCUCACAGACAGCAUUGCAGCAGCAGGGAGCGAUCAUGUCACCCUGCUCCUUCACGGCGGCCAUGUGCAGCCCGCCCGUCCAGACCCCGUUGGCUAGCCGGAGCUUCCAGUACGGCUCACCAACGGCUUCCCAGCUGUCGCUUAUUCAACAGCCCAUUGGCCAACCAUCUCUACCCACCCAGCAGCAGCUCGGUCAGCAGCUGGCCGCUGCAAAUGCCGCCGCGACCUCAGCGGCACAGCAGCAGGUCCCUUCACCUCAGCGGGGAGACAUCCACAAGAGCACACAAGCUCUUCAGUCCGGCAGCUUGAGUCGAGAUGUCAGACACCUGUCGGCCUCCCAACCAUCACUGCCACAUGACACGUCUCUGGGCCCCAGAGUUCACCCGACCUCUGGGGAGUCUCUGGCCUCCAUUGUGCCACCGACAGCAGCAGCCAUCCAGGGGAUAAGUCUACAAGGCGGCAUCCGCACUACGGUUCCCCAGAGGGUCAGUCUGUUCCGCCAGAUGUCUUCGGGAGCCUUGCCCCCGGUGCGUUCGGCCGCUUCGGCAGCGGCGGCAGCGGCGGCAGCGGCAGCGGCGUCGUCAUCAUCCUCGACCCAGCACAGGGAAUCCCCCGGAUCUAGAAGAGAUUCUGUCCUGAGCAGUACAGAGACUGAGCAAGACAAAAUGCGUUUUGCGUCAAAUUUAUGAUUCCAUACUCCCCUCCCCUUACUUUCUUUUUUUUUAAACUUAAAUGUGUUUCAAUUCAUCUUUAUGAUGGGUAUAGAACAAAAGAGGUAAAAACGAGGAAUUUCUGUAUUUGUUUCUCUCCAAUUUUCCUCUAAAGUAACCUCAUAGAAAUCUUAUAUGUAUAUAAGCCCUUGUAUAAUAUUUUAGACAUUUUUGUCUCCCUAAACUUAAGAAUGUAUAUUAUACAGAUACGUGCGAAUGGAUGUUUGAGAGGAUGGAUGUGUGCAAGUGUGUAAAAUCCGAAUACAAUAUUGGCAAAGGCAAUUUAAAGCUAUAGUAUGAAAAUGAGUCUUCCUUUCUAAGAAAUAUAUGAAAAUAUAUAUCAUGUAUGAUGUUUUUUUUUCAUUAUUUUAAAUUAUUUCUUUCUUUCUUUUUUUAACUUGAAUGCAAUGUGGAUUAUGUUUAGUGUUUUUAUUUGACUCGAUGAAGAGGAAGACUGUCUUCUCCUGUUAGGCAGCUUUAGGCAUCACUGAGUAUUUAUUAAUGAAAACAAUUCCUACAAAGAAAUUAAAAAAGCACAUACUCACGAAAAAAAAGUAAUUUACUGAAACCUCGCUUCAGUGAUCAGAAUAAAUACUGUUACCGGGUAUUAAGUUGCUCCCAGUGAUGAGAAUACAGUCUGCUGAGCCAUUAUAUCCCCAAGGCCGGCUCAGAUUCAAACCAUGACAGUGUUAUGGGUCCAAAGGGAAUGAGGUAAUAGAAAUGCUGCUUUCUUUGUUCAUUUCUUUGGUGAAGACGGAGCGUGGAGAUGGAUAUGGAUGGAUGAUGUUAUUUUUUUUUUCUAUUUCUGAUUUCAGAUGGUUGAGAUCUUACAUAAUGUUGCUUAAAAAAUUCUGUGUAUAUUUAUAAUAUUUAUAAACUAAAGAUUAUCACCAUUAUGCAAUAGACUGUGACAUAACAAAUACCUAUAUGUGUGCUGUAAAUAGUUUUGUAGAUCUAGGAUUUACAGAAACUGUGUUGUGCAUUCUCUAUCAUAACAAUGUCUUACUUCUAUCAUCUAUAUGCGACAAAGGUUAAGUGACAAAAUACGUAUGUUUCAUAAGAGAUGAGCAAACCUUAAUGCAAGAGCUAGCAGGACUUGGUGCAGAGAAAUAAAAGCUUGAAGAGCCUUUAUGAUUCCACAGAUAAGUUGUUACAAUCACCCCAGUUUAUGAGAGACGUAGAUGCAUUUCCAAUCAUUUUUACUAACCUCAUUGUUCACAUUCAAGUGCAGAAACAUGGUUCUCAUUCUUAUUUUUUGUAAAAAAUUGUGCAAACUAAAGUUGAUGGCCUUUUACACUAGAAAACUGAAGCAUUAAAACAACUCAUUUUGGGUUAUUUUGUAAAUAUGGACCAAUCAAGCUAUAACAAGGCUGGGUUUUGGGUUUGAAUCUGCAUACUAGUUUAGGUCUACAACCCAAAACGUGGGUAGAAGUGACAAAUGUCUAAAAGGUUAAGGCUACCAAAGGGUGUGUUGAAAAGAAUAACCUAUAAUCUGGAUUAAAAACCAUGGUUAACAUUAAAUAUUUUAAUGUAACAUAUCUGCAUUUAAAAAAAAAGGAUAAAAGGGACAACUUUAUAAUCCAUUAUACCAAAUUUGAUGAGUAACAUAUUUCUAUAGCAAAUAAUGUACUCAGUAUAUAACACUUAAGUAAUAUUUUGGCUCUCUCCAUCAUAUUUAAAUAAAACUUUUAAAAUGAAUUAAUUAGAUAAUGAACUUAAAUUGUAUGGCCUCUUUGCCUCUCUAGAUUGACUUUAUGACACGAUCUAUGAUCAAAAGGGUAUUUAAGGCAAGCAAGCUACUUGCAGGAUAAAUGCUAAUGUUAUCUGAAGUGAACCAACUCGUUCUCUAGUGUGAACUAAAGUUAAAGACAAAACCCAUUGACAUUAUUAUGUUGACCGUUCUUUGUUCUUUUUUUCACCUCAUCAGUGAGGGUUCAGUGAAGCCUGAUCAGAUUAUCACUGUACUGUGGUUCAAAGUCUGUAAAAAAUGAUGAGGCUUCUUUCCUAACCCUACAAACUGGAUCACAAUUUUAACCCAAAGUUUGGUUAAAGCUACCCAAUUUCUAUGCCAAGAGUAUAGAGCUCAGCAUUUGAUUUGAAGAAAAAGCUCUAAAGUUUUUAGAGGCCACAAUCUCUGACGUUUGAACCUACCUAGCAAUGAUCAAACUUGUUUUUUUUUGUGUGAACUAAAGUAACAGGACCCUAUUAUAUUACAGUUAUUAUGCAGCAUAAUUUUACCACCAUAACGUUUCUUAUUUCAUCCCGAGGAAGAUGUUCAGUGAACCUUGAUCGGGUCAUUGAUUAAUGUAGAAUAGUUGUCAGUAUAGAAUGAUACUCCAAUAAGUCUCUUUUCUAACCCAGCAAACCAGAUUGCAGUUUUGGUCCACUCAAAACGACCUAAUUUACCUAACAAAACCUGAAGUAAAACUGAGAAAUUCAGAUCUAUUGUCAAUUGCUAUUUAUUUUACUAAUAAAAAGCAAUAAAUGACCAUUAGAACUGAUAUUCCUUACUUUAAAAAGAUGACCUUGAUCAUGCUCCAAUUAGUAAUUGUGUUUUCUUUCCCAGAGUAUCUAAUUUAUCCCCAGAAAGGAAAUCAUAGUGAAAAUGAGCAGCCUUUAUGUUCAUAAUUCACCACAAAAUUGCAACAGACUAGAAUUUACAUUGCUGAUAUAUUAUGGACACAUUGUGACAUGAUAUUUAACCAGCAUACUAACUAUUAUGGUUUUCUUGCAUUUGCAAAAAGUCUUAACUUACCAUGAUUCCAUUCCUAAAAAACAGUUAAUUAAAAACUGACUGGCCUAUACAGACAUGGGUAGUACUGGUUUCUUAGAUUAAAACAGUUUUUCUUAAAGCUUUGCCAACUCCUAGUGUAUUGGUGUGAGCAGUCGGGCAGAAUACUGUAGACUCUCUACUAAUCUUAGGCAUUAGGGUAAUUGUGUGUAUACAACCAUCUCCAAAAAACACACACACGCACCCAGCAGAAGAAAGAGGAAAAAUAACUCCUCUUUAAAGGAGCUACAAAAAGAAAUAAGAAACAAAAGAUAGGUGUAACAAGUGGGCAUCGUUACUGUAAUCCUGGGGUGUUUUAAUAACGCAUAUCACAGACACUUUAAGAAGACCUCAGGAAAUGGUUAAAAAAAA